Messenger RNA from Rasamsonia emersonii CBS 393.64, 1500 nucleotides. Its product is annotated as Alcohol dehydrogenase. The transcript is spliced from 3 exons. Gene Ontology annotation, molecular function: metal ion binding; alcohol dehydrogenase (NAD+) activity. The record is from RefSeq and is a predicted model, not a curated record. NCBI's taxonomy places the organism in Eukaryota, Fungi, Ascomycota, Eurotiomycetes, Eurotiales, Trichocomaceae. Bases 1 to 1500 code for a protein of 499 amino acids. Gene Ontology annotation, cellular component: mitochondrion.
AUGGUCGCCCCCGCCGUCCGCGUCGCGCCCUCGGCAGCCACCAGAGCUCUCAACCUCCUCCGCACCGUCCAGUUCACCCAUCCGCCCAGCUGCCCCUGCCAUUCGAACCCCAGUCACCACCACCAUCAUCAGCAGCAGCAGCAGACGCUGUCUCUGGCCCACCAUGUCCGGCGGCAUCUGGCCACCCCCGUCGACCCGUCCCGCGAGAAGGAGUAUGCCUUCGAGAUGGCCGCGUCCAGCAUCCGGUUCGGGCCCGGGGCGACCAAGGAGGUGGGCAUGGACUUUAAGAAUCUCGGCGCCAAACGCGUUUGUGUCGUGACGGACGCCAAUGUGGCCAAGUUGGACGCCAUGAAGCAGGCGGUCGAGGGCCUGUCGCGCGAAGGGAUCGAGUUCACCGUGUUCGACAAGGUCCGCGUCGAACCAAAGGAUAGCUCGAUCAAAGAGGCCAUUGCGUUUGCUAAACCCUACAACCCAGAUGCAUUCCUCGCCGUGGGCGGCGGAUCGGUCAUCGACACGGCCAAACUGAUGAAUCUCUACACCGUCUUCCCUGACGCCGACUUCCUCGACUUCGUCAACGCACCGCUCGGCAAAGGCCUCCCUGUCACCAAGCCCUUGAAGCCCCUGGUGGCCGUGCCCACCACCGCAGGCACCGGCUCCGAGACGACCGGCACCGCCAUCUUCGACCUCGUGGCCAAGAAGGCGAAGACGGGCGUCGCGCACCGCAACCUCAAGCCCACCCUCGGCAUCUGCGACCCCAUCAACACCCGCACCAUGCCGUCCGCCGUCCACGCCUCGUCCGGCCUGGACGUGCUCUGCCACUCGCUUGAGUCCUGGACGGCCAUCCCGUUCAACGAGCGCGUGCCCCGGCCAACCAACCCCAUCAACCGCCCCGCCUACCAGGGCGCCAACCCCAUCUCCGACAUCUUCUCGCUCAACGCCCUCCGCAGCACCGUCAAGUACCUCCCGCGCGCCGUCAAGGACCCCGAGGACUUCGAGGCGCAGUCGCAGAUGCUGCUGGCCGCGACGCUGGCCGGCGUCGGCUUCGGCAACGCCGGCGUCCAUCUCUGCCACGGCAUGAGCUACCCCAUCUCGGGCCAGAACCCGGGCUACAAGCACGCGGGCUACGCCGUCGACCACCCCAUCAUCCCGCACGGCGUCUCCGUCGCCGUCACCGCGCCCGCCGUCUUCCGCUUCACCGCGCCGUCCAACCCGGACCGCCACCUGGCCGCCGCCGAGGCCUUUGGCGUCGACAUCUCCAACGUCAAGCGCGAAAGCGCGGGCGAGGUCCUGAGCGAGGCCAUCGCCGAAUUCCUCAUCAAGCUGGGCGACCAGCCUCGGGGCCUGAAGGCGUUGGGCUUCAAGUCCAGUGACAUCGACAGUCUGGUCGAGGGAACCAUCCCGCAGAAACGGGUGCUGAUGUUGGCGCCCAACCUGAGCGAAGAAAUCUCGGCCGAGAAGGAGGAAUUGAGAAAGCUGUUUGAACAGUCAAUGGAGUACUAG